Ostrinia furnacalis (Asian corn borer) is the source of this 1027-nucleotide messenger RNA. Its product is annotated as peptidyl-tRNA hydrolase 2, mitochondrial. Gene Ontology annotation, molecular function: peptidyl-tRNA hydrolase activity. The transcript is spliced from 2 exons. NCBI's taxonomy places the organism in Eukaryota, Metazoa, Arthropoda, Insecta, Lepidoptera, Crambidae. The record is from RefSeq and is a predicted model, not a curated record. Gene Ontology annotation, cellular component: cytosol. Bases 152 to 637 code for a protein of 161 amino acids.
GGGAAACGUCAACCAGCUGAAUUUGUUUGAGGUUAUGACCGUGCAUCCUUACUUUUAAAAUUGAGUUUUAAAUAAAUAAAAGUCUUUAAAGUACUUAAACAGUCCUUAGGACUGAUAUAAUAAUCCAAUAAUCAUUACUUCCAAAAGAAAGAUGGACAUUCCUUUUUCUUUUUUGACUGGACUCGGAUGUGGUUUAUGUAUCGGCAUUUCUUUAUUUGCCCUGAAAAAAUACUUCGGUUCGGCCACUGAAACUGCAAAAGCUGUUAAAAUGUUUGCAUCAAAUUCAGAAUACAAGGUAGUUUUAGUAGUGAGAACAGAUCUUAACAUGUCGAAAGGCAAAAUAGCAGCUCAAUGUGGUCAUGCAGCAGUUGGAGUCUUUGAGAAGGCACAGAGGAAGGAUCCAGCGGGACUUAGAUGUUGGCAGCGCACAGGUCAAGCGAAAAUAGCACUAAAAACCGAUUCGUUAGAUGAAGUUAUGCAAAUAGCGGAGAACGCAAAGAAAAUGGGACUGAUUACUUCAAUGAUUAGAGACGCGGGAAGGACACAAAUAGCAGCCAACUCCGUCACUGUGUUGGGAGUGGGGCCAGCACCAAAAGACAUUGUUGAUAAAGUCACAGGCCAUUUGAAAUUACUGUAAAUAAUACAGCUAUGGUUACAAAACUUGUUUUUAAUUUAUUUCAGAACCAACAAGUUCAUAAGAACAUUACAGGAAAUGCAUGCAAAACUUGUGCUUUAAAAAUAAUUACUGACUAAACUUUAAUCCAUUUUAGAGCACACCAUGUACUUUCUGAAGUUCUGCCAAUCACCUAUCAAUGUUGCAUCAUCCUAAUUUCUCCACUAUAAGUAAAUUGAAAAAAUAUCAGGGAAUAAGGUGGAAAUAAAAAAUACAAAUUUUGAAUAUGAAAAUGUAUUUCAAAUCUCCAUUAAAUCUAUUAAAGGCGGACAAUUUCUUUAUAAAGCCAAUGUUUGUACAAAAUGUGUCACUGAAAAGUUGAUUGUUACUUAUUCUAUGCUUUGGAUUGCAGAA